This is a messenger RNA of Truncatella angustata, 1275 nucleotides long. RefSeq lists its product as uncharacterized. The record is from RefSeq and is a predicted model, not a curated record. Gene Ontology annotation, molecular function: zinc ion binding; DNA-binding transcription factor activity, RNA polymerase II-specific. The transcript is spliced from 3 exons. Lineage: Eukaryota; Fungi; Ascomycota; Sordariomycetes; Amphisphaeriales; Sporocadaceae. Bases 1 to 1275 code for a protein of 424 amino acids. Gene Ontology annotation, biological process: regulation of DNA-templated transcription.
AUGUCGUAUCAGUAUCCUCCGCCGCCCCAGAGCGGCGCCGAUUUGGACCUUACACACUCUGGUUACUUGUCCAACUAUCCAACAUCGGCCACUUCCUCUUUGGAGGUAAGAAACCAGCACGCCCCGAGUGUACAUCCCGCGCAGCCUGUUCUCCCAGGUCAGGGCAACGUCAUGUCCCUCGUUCAGCGCCGAGAAACUCUUUCCAAAGCUCUCAAGUUCAAAAGAUCCCAAUCAUCAACUCCUAACGUGAGGCAACAGGGGACCGAGUCCACUCACGGUCAAUUUGGUUCCGCCGGUGAAAAGAAGCGCAACAAGCUUGGUUACCACCGCACCUCCGUUGCUUGCACGCAUUGCCGCCGAAGGAAGAUCAGAUGUAUCCCAUAUGUGAAUGACCCACAAGGCCGGUGCCAGAACUGCAUUCGACUGAAGAAGGAAUGCACCUUCCACAGCGUUGGCCAAGAACUACCUCCCAGUUCGAUACAGAGACCAGGAGUGCGAACUGGAGUUGGACCAAAGAUUGCGUCGGCCUCGACUUCGCCAACAGCCCCAAACCAUCCAUCUGACAUCUCUCCAAGCCAGCCGUAUCCUCAGAUAGCUACCGUGGCUUCGCUACAGAAUAUGGGGCCGCCAAUUAAGCCAGACCCUUACUCCCGGGAUGUCAAAUUGCCAUCAAACGCGACGACGAACAGGGGCUUUCAAUACGGUAACAGUGGAAACAAUUGGGUUGCGACGGAUGCAGGAACCGCUGCCUCGAAGACCCCUGAGAUGAACACAUCCUGGCGGUCUUAUACGCAAGAUUCUCCCGUCACGCCGUCAUUUGCGCCUUACACACCCCAUCCACACUCGGCAUCGACAUGGUCAACGGCACCGUUGGGCACUCCAGCCAGCAACGACUCGACGUCGCGACCCGACGAGAUUGCUUGGUCACCGUAUACCGCAGCCCCCGGAAGAUCGUUGUCCUACGGCGGCGACACCUCUCAACCAUACACCCCGGUGCCACAUGUAGUCGGCUCUGCGCCCAGUAGCGUUUAUGACAGAAGAUCCUCUAUCGCCACCGAGAUGUACCCACCGUCGAUUUCCACGACCAUGGCUCACGUAGACAGUAUCCCGGGCACGUCCAUGGAUCCAAAUGGGCCUUUGUCCGCUGGUGCUGGAAACUACGGCACAUGGCAGUACCCAUACUCGAAGACAGGAGAUGGGUACGAGAGCUGGGGUAACCAAAUCCCACCAAACACUGACCACUCAUCUCAAAAUGUCUACUACGCAAGCAGGUAA